AUGGCCGGACUCGCUAGACACGUUGACACCGAUGAGCUCCUCGAGACUCUGAAGGACCACCCCAUGCACAAGGCUGGAGGCCACAAAGCUUCGAGUCGGGCGACAUCACACAUUACGCCAUACUCGAGUCGCUAUGCCGCUGGUACCGAGCUAUCGAAAUUCAAGAUUCCCCAGGAUGGUGCUCCAGCGGAUGUUGUUCACCAGUUGCUCAAGGAUGAGCUGGAUCUGGAUGGACGCCCAAGCUUGAACUUGGCAUCCUUCGUUGGAACCUACAUGGAGAAGGAAGCCGAGCAGCUCAUGAUCGAGAACUUGUCGAAGAACAUGUCGGAUGCUGACGAGUACCCCGCAAUGAUGGAUAUGCACGCACGAUGUGUUUCUAUCAUUGCUAACAUGUGGGGAGCACAAAAGGGCGAGAAAGCCAUCGGAUCAGCGACUACUGGUUCGAGUGAGGCUAUUCAUCUAGGUGGACUCGCAAUGAAGCGUCGCUGGCAAGAGAAGAGAAGGGCAGAGGGCAAGGAUACUUCGAACCCCAACAUCAUCAUGGGCGCCAACGCACAAGUCGCGCUAGAGAAGUUUGCAAGGUACUUUGAGGUUGAAUCACGUAUCUUGCCUGUAAGCGAGGAAUCGUCUUACCGUUUGGAUCCGAAGCUAGUGAAAGAGAACAUUGACGAGAACACUAUCGGUGUGUUUGUCAUUCUUGGUUCCACAUAUACCGGACAUUACGAGCCUGUCGAAGAGAUCUCCGAUAUCCUGGACGCUUUCGAGAAGGAGACUGGCAACGACAUUCCCAUCCAUGUGGAUGCAGCAUCUGGUGGCUUUAUUGCCCCCUUCACCCACGCAAAGGCUGGCAAGAAGUGGAACUUCGAGCUGCCGCGAGUCAAAUCCAUCAACACCAGUGGACACAAGUUCGGUCUCGUCUAUGCCGGCGUUGGCUGGAUUAUCUGGCGAGACGAAAGCUACCUUCCCAAGCACCUGAUCUUCGAGCUCCACUACUUAGGUGGAACAGAAGAGUCAUACACUCUGAACUUCUCCCGUCCAGGAGCUCAGAUCAUCGCGCAGUACUACAACUUGAUCCAUCUGGGAUUCUCUGGCUACCGCGCCAUUAUGGAAAACAUGUUGGCCAACGCACGGCUACUGAGCAGGGCGCUCGAGCACACGGGCUGGUACCGUUGCGUCAGCGACAUCCACCGCAAGAAGGGCGACUUCAAGUACGAGGCGGGCAAGAAGCAAUUCGACGAAGGCGACACAAGUGCAGACUACAACGCCGGUCUCCCCGUCGUAGCCUUCACGCUCACCGACGAGUUCCACAAAGACUUCCCCCACGUCAAGCAGGAAGCAGUCAGCAACCUGCUCCGCGCCAAGCAAUACAUCAUCCCCAACUACCCCCUCCCGCCCGGCGAAGACAAGACCGAGAUCCUGCGAGUAGUCGUCAGAGAGAGUCUGUCACUUGACAUGAUCGACAGACUCGUUACGGAUAUCUGUGGCGUCACCGAGAUGCUGAUGAAGACGGAUGCGGUGGAUCUUGCAGCGUUCCAGCCUGGCGCCAGCCCGAGUAUCGAGAAGACGCAUGCUAAUAAGGGAUUGAGGAAGGAGCAUAAGCACAAGGCGCAGAGGCCGAGCUCGGAUGGCGUGUAUCGGACGGUUUGUUAG
This is a messenger RNA of Alternaria novae-zelandiae, 1650 nucleotides long. RefSeq lists its product as uncharacterized. NCBI's taxonomy places the organism in Eukaryota, Fungi, Ascomycota, Dothideomycetes, Pleosporales, Pleosporaceae. Gene Ontology annotation, biological process: L-glutamate catabolic process. The transcript has a single exon. Bases 1 to 1650 code for a protein of 549 amino acids. Gene Ontology annotation, cellular component: cytosol. The record is from RefSeq and is a predicted model, not a curated record. Gene Ontology annotation, molecular function: pyridoxal phosphate binding; glutamate decarboxylase activity.